UCUCGUUCAUAAGAUUUGACAACACUUUCAGUCUCACUGAGUACCAUUCCACAUCUUCGAUUCAAAUGCCUCCCGUACACCCUCACCCUUUCGAUCCACUGCAGCCGGGUGAGAUAACACAAGCUGCGGCCAUUGUUCGUUCACGGUUCUCUGAAUAUCAGAUUAAUUUCCGUGUUAUCACCCUCAAGGAGCCGGCAAAAUGUCAGAUGAUCAAAUACCUCGAUGCGGAGCGCGUGUCAACAGGGUUGCCCCCGCAGCCGCCAUGUAGACUCGCUCGCUGUCAGAUCAUUGUCACACGACAAGGAAGAACCGAGUUCCGAGAGCUCAUUGUCAACCUGGACGAGCGUGCCAUGACUUCAGACACGCAUCUCGUGGGAAAGCACUCUUAUAUCGACUCUGACUACAUGCAAGCUGUGGAGAAGGCAUGUCGCGCAGACCCAAGAGUUCAGAAGCAGAUCGACACUCUCAAGCUGCCGGAUAAUGCACAUGUCAUUGUCGAAGCAUGGGCAUAUGCGACGGACGGGGAGAAUGAUAUGACGGAACGAACGACCAUGUGUUGGUUCUACAUGCUGUUUGGGGACAACCCAGACGCAAACUAUUACGCAUAUCCCCUAGACAUAUGCGCUGAAGUGUCGGAAGAUUUGACAGUUCAAAAAGUGUACCGUCUGCCAUCCGCUGCAAACGAGACAGAGAUCCACGAUGAGGCGCGAGCUUUCGACAGGCGGAGGAUUCAACCUUGUGAUGAGAGUGAAUAUCAUCCCGACCUACGUUCCUCGCAACGUACAACCACCAAGCCUCUUCAAGUUGUGCAGCCUGAGGGCGUGUCUUUCGAGACACAGGGAAACCUCUUGAAGUGGGAGAAGUGGAGUCUAAGGGUAGGGUUCAACUACCGCGAGGGGCUUACCUUGCACGAUAUCCGCUACGAUGGAAGGAGCCUCUUUUACCGGCUGUCUUUAGCAGAGAUGUUCGUUCCAUAUGGAGAUCCGCGACCACCUUUCACGCGCAAAGCUGCAUUCGACCUCGGAAACGACGGUGCUGGUAUCAAUGCCAAUAAUCUACGGCUUGGCUGUGACUGUCUGGGAUCGAUCAAAUAUUUUGAUGCAUGGCACAAUACCAGCUCAGGCAAGCCUCUGAAGAUGCCCAACGUCGUUUGCUGCCAUGAACAAGAUGAUGGUAUUCUUUGGAAGCACACCAAUUUUCGCACAAACAAUGCAGUUGUCACCCGUGCUCGCAUUCUUGUGCUGCAGACCAUCAUCACGGUGAGCAACUACGAGUACAUAUUCGCCUUCCAAUUUGGACAGGACGGCUCGAUACAUUACGAGGUACGUGCCACCGGCAUUCUGUCCACAGUGCCCAUCGACAUUGGAGAUGAAGUUCCUUUUGGCACGGUGGUAGCUCCAGGUGUGCUUGCACCAUACCACCAACAUCUGUUCAGCCUCCGGAUUGAUCCCGCACUUGAUGGCCACCACAACUCUCUUCAAAUAGAGGAGUCCCACGCGAUGUCGUCUGCAGAGAUGGAAGAGCAUGCUUUCGAUCCGCACCGAGUCGGGUAUGCUACGAAACAAGUUAUCGUCGAAGAAGAAGGCGGGUUCGAUCUGGACAUCUCCAAGGGAAGAGUCUUUAAGAUCAUCAACGAGCAAAGCAUCAACCCCAUCACCAGUACUCCAGUCGGCUUCAAGCUCUUUCCCUCUCCAAGUCAAACGCUUCUCGCCCAUCCCGACUCGUAUCACGCCCGACGAUCCGAGUUUGGCCAGUACGCGGUCUGGGUAACGCGCUACAAUGACGAAGAAAUGUUUCCUGCGGGGCGGCACACCAUGCAGUCUUUGGGCAAUGAGGGCAUUGCGACUGGGAUCAAACGAAGGCGUCAGGACCCCGAUGCGCCCACAUCAGUACGAAACGAGGAUAUUGUAGUUUGGCACACUUUUGGAUCUACUCACAACCCACGCAUCGAGGACUGGCCGGUGAUGCCAUCAGAAAAGAUGACAGUCACUCUCAAGCCUGCAAACUUUUUCAGAGGAAACCCGGGGCUCGACGUUGCGACUUCGAAGCAGUCGGUGAACAGGUCUGUCCUGGUUGGUAGUAGUGUGGCUGAGGAGUGUUGCUCGCAUGCAAAGUCUAGAUUGUAG
Cercospora beticola is the source of this 2126-nucleotide messenger RNA. RefSeq lists its product as uncharacterized. Gene Ontology annotation, molecular function: quinone binding; primary methylamine oxidase activity; copper ion binding. Gene Ontology annotation, biological process: amine metabolic process. Lineage: Eukaryota; Fungi; Ascomycota; Dothideomycetes; Mycosphaerellales; Mycosphaerellaceae. The record is from RefSeq and is a predicted model, not a curated record.